Messenger RNA from Trichoderma virens Gv29-8, 354 nucleotides. RefSeq lists its product as uncharacterized. Bases 1 to 354 code for a protein of 117 amino acids. The record is from RefSeq and is a predicted model, not a curated record. The transcript is spliced from 3 exons. NCBI's taxonomy places the organism in Eukaryota, Fungi, Ascomycota, Sordariomycetes, Hypocreales, Hypocreaceae.
AUGACUUCAAGUUUUGUCGACGGGGGAAUACAUUACAGCGCACUCCAUCCACUUCAUGACCCCCAACAAGCGCUAUGGCCCGGGGAAAUACAGCGCAUGCCAGCUUGGAGCUACAGCGGUGGAGCAGGACGAUACAAUGUACCUCGACCUGCAGCUUUGGGACGCACUGUGUGCCGCUCCGCAGGUACUUGUGGCUCGGGAAUCUGCGUCACAGUACAAGUAAGAGGUAUCUUGCUCUCAGAGUACGCGCAUCCUCGGCCAGUCACCAGUCAUCAUGAUGUAUCCCCAAGACCCGCAGCAACUCGCACAAGCACAAGCACAGCGCAAUCCUGCAAUGAAGCCGCUGCCCAAUGA